Messenger RNA from Urocitellus parryii (Arctic ground squirrel), 2090 nucleotides. RefSeq names its product kelch like family member 12 (gene Klhl12). Gene Ontology annotation, molecular function: protein binding. NCBI's taxonomy places the organism in Eukaryota, Metazoa, Chordata, Mammalia, Rodentia, Sciuridae. The record is from RefSeq and is a predicted model, not a curated record. Gene Ontology annotation, cellular component: COPII-coated ER to Golgi transport vesicle. Gene Ontology annotation, biological process: COPII vesicle coat assembly; protein monoubiquitination.
UUACGUCAUCACGUCGCGCGGCUGCAGAGACUAGAGCCGGGACGACCGCGGCUACCGCUCCAGAGCCUCCGGGUCUGGGCGGCGGCGGGGGCGCUCCGGCUCCGGCUGAGCCGCCUGCUGGCCCCGCGCCCCACCCCCUCCCCACGGGCUGGGGACGGGCCCCGCGCAGCUGGGUGGGCCCGGGAGCGGAGUGGCAGAAUCCAAGGACCCUUUUUGUUUUUUCUCCAUAUUACUUGAUGGGAGGCAUUAUGGCCCCCAAAGACAUAAUGACAAAUACUCAUGCUAAAUCCAUCCUCAACUCAAUGAACUCCCUCAGGAAGAGCAACACCCUCUGUGAUGUGACAUUAAGAGUAGAGCAGAAAGACUUCCCUGCCCAUCGGAUUGUGCUGGCUGCCUGUAGUGAUUACUUCUGUGCCAUGUUCACGAGCGAGCUUUCAGAGAAGGGGAAACCAUAUGUUGAUAUCCAAGGUUUAACUGCUUCUACCAUGGAAAUUCUGUUGGACUUUGUAUACACAGAAACAGUCCACGUGACAGUAGAGAAUGUACAAGAACUGCUCCCUGCAGCCUGUUUGCUUCAGCUGAAAGGGGUGAAGCAGGCCUGCUGUGAAUUCUUAGAAAGUCAACUGGACCCUUCUAAUUGCCUGGGUAUCAGGGACUUUGCUGAAACUCACAAUUGUGUUGACCUGAUGCAAGCAGCUGAGGUUUUUAGCCAGAAGCAUUUUCCUGAAGUGGUACAGCAUGAAGAGUUCAUCCUUCUGAGUCAAGGAGAGGUGGAAAAGCUAAUCAAGUGUGAUGAAAUUCAGGUAGAUUCUGAAGAGCCAGUCUUUGAGGCUGUCAUCAAUUGGGUGAAGCAUGCCAAGAAAGAGCGAGAAGAAUCUUUGCCUGACCUGCUACAAUAUGUGCGGAUGCCCCUACUGACGCCCAGGUACAUUACAGAUGUAAUAGAUGCUGAGCCUUUCAUUCGCUGUAGUUUACAGUGCAGGGAUCUAGUUGAUGAAGCAAAGAAGUUUCAUCUGAGGCCUGAACUUCGGAGUCAGAUGCAGGGACCCAGGACAAGAGCUCGUCUAGGAGCCAAUGAAGUGCUUCUGGUGGUUGGCGGCUUCGGAAGCCAGCAGUCUCCCAUUGAUGUAGUAGAGAAAUAUGACCCCAAGACUCAGGAGUGGAGCUUUUUGCCAAGCAUCACUCGUAAGAGACGUUAUGUGGCCUCAGUGUCCCUACAUGACCGGAUCUAUGUAAUUGGUGGCUAUGAUGGCCGUUCCCGCCUCAGUUCAGUGGAAUGUCUAGACUCCACAGCAGAUGAGGAUGGGGUCUGGUAUUCUGUGGCCCCUAUGAAUGUCCGACGAGGUCUUGCUGGAGCUACCACCCUGGGAGAUAUGAUAUACGUCUCUGGAGGCUUUGAUGGAAGCCGACGUCAUACCAGUAUGGAGCGAUAUGACCCAAACAUUGACCAGUGGAGCAUGCUAGGAGAUAUGCAGACAGCUCGAGAGGGUGCUGGACUAGUAGUGGCCAGUGGAGUGAUCUACUGUCUAGGAGGAUAUGAUGGCUUGAAUAUUUUAAAUUCAGUUGAGAAAUACGAUCCACAUACUGGACACUGGACUAAUGUUACACCAAUGGCUACCAAGCGUUCAGGUGCUGGAGUAGCCCUUUUGAAUGACCAUAUUUAUGUGGUGGGGGGAUUUGAUGGCACAGCCCACCUUUCUUCAGUUGAAGCAUACAACAUUCGCACUGAUUCCUGGACAACUGUCACUAGUAUGACCACUCCGCGAUGUUAUGUAGGGGCCACAGUGCUUCGGGGGAGACUCUAUGCAAUUGCAGGAUAUGAUGGCAAUUCCCUGCUGAGUAGCAUUGAAUGCUAUGAUCCAAUCAUCGACAGUUGGGAAGUAGUGACAUCCAUGGGAACCCAGCGCUGUGAUGCUGGUGUGUGUGUUCUCCGAGAGAAAUGACCAUUGUUAGAGCACCAUCCAGAGCUAGUGACCAGUCCAGAGGACAGAUUGUGGAAGAGUCAAGGAUCCUUUCCAGAAUAUCUAUUUCUCACUGUGUGCACAGAGUGAUUACAAGCACCAGUGCAGUGAUGAUUGUACUUAUUUGAC